AGUCCCCAGACAACCAGGGCUAGCAAGAGGCCAGAGGCGGCCCUGGUGCCGGACCAGGCGCUGCCCUGGAGGGUAGUGCCAGGGAGGAUGGGACGGGGUGAAGACCACCACAGCCGUCAACGUACCGGAAACCAUUCCCGGCCUACGCGGUGCUGGUCCCCGGACAACCAGGGCCAGCAAGAGGCCAGAGGCGGCCCUGGUGCCGGACCAGCGGUGCCUCCUGAGGGGCGGGCUGUUGUGGGGUGCUCCCUCCUCCGACCAUGUUGUUGAAGCAUGGGCGCGGGGGCGAGUUACCCGUGGCGGCCUGCCCCUUCUGGGGGCACUGCGGACCGGGCGCUAUCCUGGAGGGUGGUACCAGGGAGGAUGUGACGGGGUGAAGAUCGCCGCCAACGUGCCGGGUGUGACUGUGGGUGCGCGGCGGUGUUGCGGGUUUGCCUACCCAAUUCGCCCGUAAGGCGCCAUGGCCCCUGCAGCCCUGGCGGGUAUGCGGUCCCGCGGCGCUGCUGCGCGUUCGCAGUUCCACCCGGUGCCUUCGAGUGCCAUGGAAGCCCGGCUGUACUCCCUUUACCUUCGGCAUCGACUCUUUCUUCGAGCCUCCUGCGCACCUCCCCUCUCUCUUCCGGUUCCUCUCCUCUCUGUUCUGUCUGUACCCGUGGCAUCUGCCCCUUGUUCCUCUUGCCUCUCUCACCUAUCGAGCACCUUUGCCUCCGUGCCGCUUUCGGCCCUUGCCUUAGUGCCCCGCCUCCCUCCUCCCUUUCCUGCUUCCUGUUGCCUCCCUGCCUCCCUUCUCUGCCCGCCUGGCCUCUCAGCCCUCUCUUUACCCUUCUUGCCUAAUUUGCUUUGCCUGCUUAUUAUUAAUAAUUGCGCAUGUUAACUACUUUACUGCACUGCCCUGUACUACGUAUCGUCCGACCCUUGACUCUGGCCCUAGGUCCCCGUGCGCAGAGCGCGGGGGCAGCCCCCCUCCCGAAGUGAGUGACUUCCACGACUUCUAAGCUGUAGUCCAGGGCCCGGCGUUGCUGGGCUUGGGGGGGCGGCCGUCCCGCCUUAUACCUUUCUCUUAUAGGUUUGACCCGGUGGUUGCCGACGCCCACGGCGUACGCUUAAUUGCGUAGCUCGAAUAAUAUGGGAUUGAGUCGAGGGACUCUGCCACCUUGGCACAUUGGCGUGUGUCUGGGUCCUCUAUUGAUUGAUUGAUUGAUUGAUUUUAUGUAAUAUUACUGUCAUUAAAUAAAUUGGUUUUCAUUCCAUUCUCAGGGUAUGGAGUACUUGGGGCAGAAAAAUAUUGUCCACAGAGAUUUAGCUGCUCGCAAUAUCCUUGUGGUUGAUGAAUUCAAUGUUAAGAUAUCAGAUUUUGGUUUGGCCCAAGUUAUGGGCCAAAAUGAUUACUACAUAAUUAGGUCCAACCGAGAACUUCCUAUUCCAUGGUAUGCUCCAGAGAGCUUACGCGAUGGAAAAUUUUCUCCUCGCUCAGAUGUGUGGUCAUAUGGAGUCACACUUUUUGAAAUGUUUUCCCUUGGAGAAGAGCCACGACUUGCUGCAUGUACAAACGAACAAGACCAUCAUGAACUUCUUCGGGUAUUAGAAAGAGGGGAUCGAUUACCUUGUCCUCCAAACUGCCCUCAGCAUGUAUAUGUUGAUUUAAUGUCUCCUUGUUGGAGUUCAGAAUCAAGAGAUCGCCCUUCUUUUAGUGAUAUUUGUGAUGUGAUAAAAUCUAUUGCAACUAUAUUUUAGGCUGCAAUUAAAAAAAAAAUUAAAACUGUGAUUUAGUUUUUUAGACAAAUAUUAUUUGUGUCAGCAGUUAUUGAAGGUACACAUUUUAGCCAUUAAAGGAAUUGGUUUUCUUAGUUACCAAAUUUGUGCUCUUCAGUACUGUUAAUUUCUUAAACAAUUUUACGCAGUAUUUAUGUUAUUUUAUGCUGUUCAAAGUUAGCAGUACAAUUGACGUACUUAAACUUUUUAAUUUUCUUUUUGUCUCUACCGUCGGUGCAACUUGUAAUUUGUGUUUCUCUAUCGCUCGUCGUCUUAAACUUCCGACAACUGUUUGAUAUUCAGUUCUUCAUGAAAUUCAAUAUCAGGACACUCAAAUAAAAUCAACUAAAAUGUA
Messenger RNA from Frankliniella occidentalis (western flower thrips), 2107 nucleotides. RefSeq names its product tyrosine-protein kinase ZAP-70-like. Gene Ontology annotation, molecular function: ATP binding; transmembrane receptor protein tyrosine kinase activity. Bases 1261 to 1734 code for a protein of 157 amino acids. The record is from RefSeq and is a predicted model, not a curated record. NCBI's taxonomy places the organism in Eukaryota, Metazoa, Arthropoda, Insecta, Thysanoptera, Thripidae. The transcript has 2 exons. Gene Ontology annotation, cellular component: signaling receptor complex. Gene Ontology annotation, biological process: cell surface receptor protein tyrosine kinase signaling pathway; positive regulation of kinase activity; protein phosphorylation.